CCAUUUUCAGUUCCCCUUCCCAUAUUUAGCUGAAAGCAUUUUCACAACACAGCCUAUUGCUCUCUCUACAGUAUCCUCUUUUUAACCCCCUUGGUAACUUGUUGGAGACUGGAAGUGGUAGUUAGUGUGUAUAUAUACACAAUUAGUAAAAAAUAAAAGAAAAAGAGGAAACGAAAGAAACAUCUCCCCCAUACCUUUCCUCUAUUAAUACAAUACCUACUUUGGGCUUGAACAGAAGGAAAGUAAAGGAGAGAAAGAGAGCAAAACAACAAGGUUAAACAGAAGAAGAAGAAGAAGAGAUGGGGAGGGGGAGAGUUGAGCUGAAGAGGAUUGAGAACAAGAUCAAUAGGCAAGUGACCUUCACUAAGAGAAGGAAUGGACUCUUCAAAAAGGCUUAUGAGCUCUCCAUCCUCUGCGAUGCCGAGGUUGCCCUAGUCCUCUUCUCUGGUAGAGGGAAGCUCUUUGAGUUUGGAAGCCCUUGCAUACAGAAGACAAUAGAGCAUUAUUAUAGUUAUACGUAUGCAGCUAUGGAUCCGGGCCCUGGAAAUGAACCUCAGAAUUGGUACCAGGAGUUCUCCAGAUUGAAAGGACAGUGUGCUUCUCUAGAGAGGACCCAGAGGCACUUGCUUGGAGAAGAUCUUGGACUUUUAAGUUUAAGACAAGUACAGAAAUUGGAACGACAACUUGAAUCCGCUCUGUCACAAACCAGGAAGAGGAAGACUCAACUACUGAUGGAUCAGAUGGAAGAUCUUAAGAAAAAGCUUGAGGCAGCAGAUAGCUCUGAGAGAAACACCAAAGGAUUUUGUGAAGUACCUGAUGCACCUGGAGGCAGUGCACCAUUCUCUGCUAACCCAUCUCAGCCCUAUGCCGUGGACGCUGAACCAAUUCUCGAAAUAGGGUUUCAUCACCUUGCUUCUGAUGAAGCAGCCGGACCGAGGAGCACUCUCCCAGAGAGUAAUUUUAUGCAGAACUGGGCUCUUUGGAGGGCUUAGAUACUAUUGGCAUAAUUUUAUAAGGCUUUUAUGAUCUCUACCAAGUGAUAACUGUACGGCCUCAUCUGGCUUAACUUCGUGUGCUUCGAAUAAAGCCUCGGUUUCGGAGCCAAAAACUCUGUUUGGAUUUGGUCGUUCCCAGUUUCCUACAGACAAACAGGAUAUUUGUGUGUGAUCUAUGUAUUAAUACGUUUGUAUUUCUAAACAUCGGUUCCUAUCUGUCCCGUUUGCGUGCUUUGUUCUAUUGAACUAUUGAAAAAAUGGUAAUAUAUUGAUAAUGACUAUAUAUAAUGUGUUUUGUAA
Asparagus officinalis (garden asparagus) is the source of this 1295-nucleotide messenger RNA. Its product is annotated as truncated transcription factor CAULIFLOWER A-like. Gene Ontology annotation, cellular component: nucleus. Lineage: Eukaryota; Viridiplantae; Streptophyta; Magnoliopsida; Asparagales; Asparagaceae. Gene Ontology annotation, biological process: positive regulation of transcription by RNA polymerase II. The transcript has 7 exons. The record is from RefSeq and is a predicted model, not a curated record. Bases 300 to 992 code for a protein of 230 amino acids. Gene Ontology annotation, molecular function: protein dimerization activity; DNA-binding transcription factor activity, RNA polymerase II-specific; RNA polymerase II cis-regulatory region sequence-specific DNA binding.